CCCUGCUCCUCCCGCUAGCGCUUCUGGCAACGGCAGCCAUGGCCAUCACGACGUCCCCCGUGCGGGACCUCCAGGGUGACGCCAACAGUGCUACCAGCCGCAAGGACAAACGUGGCAUCUUCGGCCUUGGCGGGUACGCCGCUCCGGCCCCCAUUUACGGACAUGCCUUCGGCCACGGGCACUUCCACGUGGCCCCUGCCGCUCCGGCUCCCCUCCCGGUGGGAGGACACUUUGACGUUCCGGCGGCAGCAGUUCCGGCACCACUACCCCUGUCCGGUCCCGACGGAGUGGUGGUCGCCGCUGGACCCGGACCGGGCCCGUUUCCCUUCCUGGGGGCUCACGCCCACACGCACACCGUCGUCACGAAAAAGGUCGGCAUUCCGAUUCCCCAGCCGUACGCCGUUCCGGUCGACAGGCCCUACCCGGUGCCGGUCAAGGUCCACGUGCCCAUCCCGGUUGACCGGCCCUACCCGGUGGCCGUCCCGAAGCCCUUCCCCGUGCCCGUUGACCGGCCCUACCCCGUGCCGGUGGCCCAUCCGGUCCCCGUUCCGGUGAUCAAACACGUCGGCGUUCCGGUGCCCGCGCCCGUACCGGUGGCCGUUCCCAAGCCUGUUCCGGUGCCGGUGCACACGCCCUACCUCGUCGACCACCACCACGAUCCGUGGGCGGUCGCACCGAAGCUGUGGUAGAUUCGAACACUGGCCUUCCUGGCGCGAUGGUGGACACAUUGCAUGCUUUCAGGAAGGUUUAGGUUUUGGUGGUUGGGAUAGGCAAAUUGUUUAGGUUUAGUUGCUCAGUACAAGUCAGACGCUAUUCCAAAGCUCUAGGAAAUAUUUAGCCAUUGUUGAUUGGUAACACUAUUUAUUGUUAAUUAGUAAAAUGAAAAAUAAUAAAAUGAUAUUAAAUGUA
Molecule: messenger RNA, 909 nt
Organism: Culex pipiens pallens (northern house mosquito)
Lineage: Eukaryota; Metazoa; Arthropoda; Insecta; Diptera; Culicidae
Product: tetra-peptide repeat homeobox protein 1-like
Exons: 2
Coding region: 39-689 (216 amino acids)
Source: RefSeq, a predicted model, not a curated record